AUGGCAUCAAAUUUGUUUCUAGUCUUAGCCUUUUCCCUGCUGCUGCAGCAGGGCACAACCUCAAUGAUCCACUUGAACAGCAACAGGUAUGAAAAUCUGGUUAUCGCCAUUAACCCUGAUGUCCCAGAAGAUGAGAAAAUCAUUGACAAAAUAAAGGAAAUGGUUUCAGAGGCAUCCAUGUACUUGUUCCAAGCCACGGAAAAAAGAUUUUAUUUUGGGAAUGUAUCUAUUUUAAUUCCUACUACAUGGCAGUCUGAGGCAAGCUACUUAAUACCAAAACUAGAGUCGUAUGACAAGGCAGAUGUCAUAGUGGCGGAUCCUUUUGUGAAAUACGGAGAUGAUCCCUAUACCCUGCAGUUUGGCGACUGUGGAACAAUGGGAAGAUAUAUCCAUUUCACUCCUAACUUCUUCUCAGAUAAAUCCUUGGAUCAGUAUGGACCACGAGGUCGAGUGUUUGUCCACGAAUGGGCGCAUUUUCGAUGGGGAGUGUUUGAUGAAUAUGAUAUGAAUAAUCCUUUCUAUUUUUCCAGCCAAAAAACUAUUGAGGCCACAAGGUGUUCAAUUGGUAUCGAGGGCGUUGCAAGGGUGAUUGUGAACCAAGGAGGUAGCUAUAUAGAAAGACUCUGCAGAUCAGAUGAUCAGACAGGCCUGUAUGAGGCAAAAUGUGUAUUUAUACCAAAACAGGACCAGGAGGAGAAGUCAUCUCUUAUGUUUAUGCAGAGUUUAGAUUCUGUGGUUGGAUUCUGUAACAGUAAAACCCAUAACACUGAAGCUCCAAAUAUGCAAAAUAAGAUAUGCAAAUACAGAAGCACCUGGGAUAUUAUCAUGAACUCUACCGACUUUCAGAACACUAGUCCCAUGAAAGAGAAGCCACCUCUACCUACCUUCUCAUUGCUACAGGCCAGAGAUAGAGUGGUCUGCUUAGUUCUUGACAAAUCUCAAAGCAUGGGGGGGAGCAAUCGCCUCAGUCGAAUGAACCAGGCUGCAGAAGUAUUCCUCCUUCAAAUUGUUGAAAUUGGAUCGUCAGUGGGGAUUGUCACAUUUGACACUACUGCAAAAAUCCAACAUCCUCUGAAACAAAUAACGGUUCACGAUGAUCGAGUAACGCUAACCACAAAACUGCCCAAGAAAUCUAGCGGCGGAACUUCAAUCUGCAGUGGAGUCAGAGAAGGAUUUGCGGCGAUUAAGCGAGUAAUGCCAAACACCUACGGCUCCGAAAUUGUACUAUUAACUGACGGGGAGGACGGCAAGAUAGGCACUUGCAUUUCUGAAGUGAUAGAAAGUGGAGCUAUCAUUCACACCAUUGCUUUGGGACCUUCAGCUGCCAAAGAGUUAGAGAAGCUGUCAAACCUAACAGGUGGAUUGCAGUUUUCUGCUACAGAUAAGCUGGACAGCAAUGGCCUUAUUGAUGCUUUCAGUAAAAUUUCUUCAGGAAGCGGAAACAUCUCCCAACAAUCUAUCCAGCUUGAAAGUACCGGUUUAAAAGUCUCAGCUAGCCAGUGGCUCAAUGGCACAGUGACUAUUGACAGCACAGUGGGAAAUGACACCUUCUUUGUGGUCACAUGGGAAUUAAAAGCACCAAGCAUCUUUCUUUGGGAUCCCAAAGGAAAACAAUAUGAAAAUAACAAUUUUUCAAUGGCUACUGAUGUCAAAACGGCUCGCCUCCAGCUUCCAGGCACUGCAGAGGUGGGAAUUUGGACCUACCAACUUAAAAAUUCAGAAAGUUCACCUCAGGUCCUAACAAUGACUGUGACGUCCAGGGCAGCAAAUUCCAAUGUGCCCCCAGUGACGGUAACUGCCCACAUGAAUAAUGACAAGAACGAUCCCUCCAAGCCUAUGGUGGUUUAUGCGGAAGUGAGUCAAGGGUUUCUGCCCGUCCUUCAGGCCAACGUGACUGCGAUUAUUGAAUCUGAGAAGGGAAUCGUAACCAACUUGCAACUUCUGGAUAAUGGCGCAGGCGCCGAUGUUUUCAAGAAUGACGGCAUCUAUUCGAGGUAUUUUAAAGUGAACAAUGGAGAUGGCAGAUACAGCCUAAAAGUACAGGCCAAGGCAAAGAAAAGCACUGCAAAGCUCAGUUUAAGACGCCAGCAAGGCCAUGCCCUAUACAUACCAGGCUACGUCAAAAAUGGUAAAGUUACAGUGCACCCACCAAGGCCUGAAAUUCCAGAGAGUGAACUUCAAGCAAAGCUGGAGAGUUUCAGCAGAACGGCCUCUGGAGGGUCAUUUGUGGCCACGGGUACAUCUGUGACUCAGAGCUUCCCACCCUGUAGAGUUAGUGACCUGGAGGCCAAGAUGGAAGACAAUCACAUUCGUCUGUCAUGGACAGCUCCAGGGGAUGAGUACGAUGAGGGACGAGCUAAAGAGUACAUAAUCAGAAUAAGUCAAAACAUCGCUGAUCUAAGAGACCAAUUUGACGAUGCCCACCAAGUGAACACUACUGAUCUGACCCCGAAGGAUGCCCACUCCUUGGAAACCUACAUGUUUGAACCAGAGAAUAUCACAAUAGAAAAUGGCACCAACAUCUUCAUUGCAAUCCAAACCAUAAAUCAAGCCAAUCUGAUAUCAGAUGUAUCCAAUAUCGCCCAAGCUGCUAAAUUUGUUCCUCCAAAGGAUAUACCUCCCGGUAGCAGUAACUCUGGUGUUAGCAUUUCAACAAUAGUAAUGGCUGUUGUUGGAUCGGUUGUGGUUAUUUGUAUUUCUGUAAGUGCCACUCUUUGCAUUUUGAAUAAGAAAAGACACUGAGACUAGAUAUAAAGGAAGUUACUUGAAAAUAAAUGGCCUAAAUUUGA
Messenger RNA from Ornithorhynchus anatinus (platypus), 2789 nucleotides. RefSeq names its product calcium-activated chloride channel regulator 1-like. The record is from RefSeq and is a predicted model, not a curated record. The transcript has 14 exons. Bases 1 to 2742 code for a protein of 913 amino acids. NCBI's taxonomy places the organism in Eukaryota, Metazoa, Chordata, Mammalia, Monotremata, Ornithorhynchidae. Gene Ontology annotation, biological process: chloride transport. Gene Ontology annotation, molecular function: intracellularly calcium-gated chloride channel activity.